Aplysia californica (California sea hare) is the source of this 836-nucleotide messenger RNA. RefSeq lists its product as uncharacterized. The record is from RefSeq and is a predicted model, not a curated record. Lineage: Eukaryota; Metazoa; Mollusca; Gastropoda; Aplysiida; Aplysiidae. The coding region runs from base 222 to 836 and encodes 204 amino acids. The transcript has 4 exons.
UGUUUAAGGACCUUGUGUGUGUUGGGUACCACUUUCAAGCGUCAACGACAUUUUCAUGAUGUGGAUCGUUUUAUCUCGUGAAACAAGCUUGUGAAUUGGGUGUUGGUGAUCAAAUUACAGAGAACUAAACCCACCGUGUCGGCUGUUCUACUUUGUAAGAAAUAUUUGACCUGUCAAGGAAUUCGCUGAAAGUGUUCAUUCUUUUUCGGACUAACAACAACAUGGCCGGGCUGCUGGGCAGCCGUGCCGGAUCUCUGGCCCCGUCUCAGACUCGUUCAGCCAGCAGUAGACUCUUGUGCUUCCUUCUGCUCGUCUUCCUGCUCUCGGUCCAUCUCUGCCAGUCGUCGGGCCUUGCCCUGGAGGAGGCGGAGGCAGCGUCAUUCGUGCGACGGGCCGCCGCCAGCAGGUACCGGCGAGAUGUGACCUCGAGGACUGUCGUGGCUCCGAGCACCAUCCCUGAGAACGUGAACAACGACGAGGACCUUUUCGACCUGGACGGGGAGGUCCCCGGCGCCACCCAUGUGGUCACGGGCAACUCGGUGGACGCGGAUAUCUUCUUCGUGGAGAGCGGCAAGCUGCGGCUGAAGAGGGGUCUGCCGGAGGACCUGAGGAAGCUCUUCGAUUUCGAGACGCACCCAGUGUUCGUGGUGUACGUCAACUCCACCAGUACGACAGACCCCGAUGGUGAGAUGAUUUGUCAGAUACGCACCCAGCUGUGCCCCAGCCAGCUGUGCCCCAGGUAUAGAUCUGCCUCUGGAUCUUGCUCCCAGGUGUCUCUCGGUCCCCAGAUUAUGCUUCCCUUUCCUCAGACGAACAAACCAUUCAUGUUCCUCUAA